AAUGGAGUGCAUUUAUAUAGCGCUUUUCUACCUUGACAGACAAAUCGCUUUACAACCUCCGACCCUGGGAUUAAUGGACGACCCGCUAUACCUCCUGAGCUACAGCCGCCUCAUGUCAGUUUAGGUGCAGCAGAGACCUCUGGGUGAAUCUGACCUGUAGGGCAGUGAAGGUGAGCUGAAGCACCUCGUGAACAAGUACAUGAUCAAACUGUGAUUGGAGUGCCUCUUCUGUUGACUGGACAAUUAGGGACAAGGGAGAGGGUGGGCCUCAGGAAAAAAGAAAAAAAAAAUUGGGGAAGGGUACUUCAGCUGUAUUGAGGUGACUGCGCACACACACACGCACACACAUAGAUUUGGUCAUUCACUCAGUCAGACAGUUUCGGAGCGGGUCCAGCCACAGCAGCAAACCUCCUCAUGGCUCUACGGACAGUGGCAUCCCUUUACCUGUGUUUCCUGCUGGGAGUAAAUUGCUGGCAUGAUCUGGACAACACAGAGUACGACUGUUGGCCGAUCAACAGUCCAAAUGAUUUCAACAUGAUUAGCUGUGGUGGUCUGGAAAUGGCCUGGGUGCAGCGUCCUCCAGAGAAAGUAACCGGUGGGGAAGAGUUCAAUGUCUCGUACACGGUGACGGCCUCAGAUUCUUUCUACGAGUACACAGUCAGGAACAAGAUUUUCCAGUUCAGUAAUGCGUCAGAGGCAAAGAGGUUCUGUCAUGAACACGAGUGCCCGGCAAACUGGAACAACGCCAAUGAAAUGAACUGCUGCGUGUAUCAUGCCAACAUCCACUCCUGUCCUCUUGGUCUCAUGAAACAAGGUGGAAUCUGUGGCCCGUGGAUUCCUGACGAUGGUAAAAUAGUGACUCACACUGUGUCCAAAGCAGGCAAGAUGACCCAGAAAUACUGGACUUCAAAGGUUGUGCUGAUUCAUGUGGGAGUCACCUCAGUUAUUGCUCAUAUCAAAGUAGGACAGAUGCACGCAGCGCUGGAGUCCAAAGUGCUUGUUGUCAGUGCUCAAGUGUGUGGGGAUGACGUCUGCGAGCUGGAGGAGAACUGUCUCAACUGUCCUGCAGACUGUGGCAUCUGCCCGAUGUCCAUUACUAUCAAGCUGGCCAUUGGGCUUCCAGUCGCUCUCUUCAGCAGCGGCUUCAUCUUAACCAUGGUGUGGCUGCAGUACCAGAAACAGAGGAUGUUUUGGGAUGAAAGCUGGAUCAUCAACUACAAGAGCAUAAUAUUUGGUAGAGUGUGCCGCAUGGGCCUCGGCAGCACCACCAGCCUGCAGUGCGUCAAGAGUAACUCCAGCAUCAGUCGAACUACUGAUGUGACUGUGUGUACUGGAGUCAACACCUCCUUCAAACAAGGCUUCAUCCAGCCAGGCAUUUAUGAUGGGAGGACGGUGGCAGUAAAACACAUCCAGAAUAAACAUUUCACCCUCUCUAAAACCAUCAGGAGGGAGGUGAAAGAGGUUAGGCAACUGGACCACCCCAAUCUAUGCAAGUUCAUUGGUGGUUCCAUCGAGGUCCCCUACGUCAGCAUUAUCACAGAGCACUGCCCCAAAGGAAGCCUGUCUGAUGUCCUGCUGAAUGAUGACAUCCCCAUCAACUGGGGCUUCAGACUGUCCUUUGCCACUGACAUCGCCCGUGGGAUGUCGUAUCUCCACCAGCAUAAGAUGUUUCAUGGGAGACUUCACUCCAGAAACUGUGUUAUUGAUGACCGCUGGGUGUGCAAAAUCUCAGAUUAUGGGCUCACAGCCUACAGGAAGGAGGACUUUGAGGCCAUCAGUAGUUGCUUCAAUUGUGUAGAUGUAAAUCGUUUAUACUGUGCCCCAGAGGUCCUGCUGGGAAGCAUCUCCAAUAUGACACCAGCAGCAGAUGUCUACAGCUACUCCAUGAUUCUGCUUGAGAUUGCAACUCGCUCUGACCUAAUUUCAGGCCAAGCUGAGGGAGUGAGGAUGGAUCUCAUGUGGCGCCCCCCACUGCCUGAACUCAAAGCAGGGAAGGCAGAUACUGACUGUCCCAGUCAAGGAGACUACUGUGAGCUUAUUAAGAAGUGCUGGUCUCAUAACGCCACCAUGAGGCCCACGUUUGAGCAGGUGAAGAAGAUGCUCGACAAAAUGAACCCACACAAAGUCAGCCCUGUGGACAUGAUGAUGAACCUGAUGGAGAAGUACAGCAAACAUCUGGAGGCCAUAGUUGCUGAGAGAACACAGGACCUUCUUCAAGAGAAACAGAGGACGGAUCGGCUGUUAUACAGUAUGUUACCAAAACCGGUGGCUGAUGACCUUCGUCAAGGUCGAACAGCGGAGGCUCAGAGCUUCUCCAACGCCACUGUCUACUUCAGUGAUAUUGUCGGCUUUACUCAGCUGUCUGGUGCCAGCACUCCACACCAGGUCGUGAACUUCCUCAACCAGCUCUACACCACUUUUGAUGACAUUAUUGACAAUUAUGACGUCUACAAAGUGGAGACAAUAGGCGAUGCUUACAUGGUGGUCUCUGGGGUCCCUCAAGAAAAUGGCAUCAAUCAUGCUGGAGAGAUAGCAAGCAUGGCUCUUGAUCUGGUCAGUGUCUGCCACACUUUCAAGAUCCCUCACAAGCCCAACACACAGCUGAAGAUACGCGCCGGCAUCCACUCAGGUCCUGUUGUGGCUGGUGUGGUUGGCACCAAAAUGCCUCGCUACUGCCUAUUUGGGGACACUGUCAACACAGCAUCACGCAUGGAAUCAACAAGUGAAGCUCUGAAGAUCCAGGUGAGUGGUGCCACAGCUGACCUGCUUCACACACUCAGAGGUUACGUUCUGACAUGCAGAGGAACACUUUCUGUGAAGGGAAAAGGGGAGAUGACAACAUGGUGGCUUGAAGCAAAGAGAGACGAUCACACAGAUCCACUGCUCAGACCACCUGAAACCAGAGGACUCCCAGUGCCAGUUAGUGACUAGAUCUGGGUUUAUAGAGACUUAUAAAAUAACUGUAUGAAAACUGGUCAGUCUUUGUUUUGAAUUGAAAACAACUGAAUUGUUUUCCAGUGAGCUAUGUUGGGGUUAAAUGUGCAGAUACAAUUAUAGGAUGAACAAAUAGUUGAUCAUGAAUUUAAAUGUCAUACUGAACUGUAAAUCCAAUAGAUGUUACCAGUUAAGUGUUGAAAAGUGUUUGUCAUUAUAAUGGUUCCAUUGUUGUGACCAGAGGUGAUGAUGACAAGCAAACCCCUCUGAUUAUAAUUUGUAGAAAUAACCAGAAAUGCACAAUAUUUACAAAAAAGUCAGUUUUAUUUUGUAAUACGAUUGCGUAGGACAUGGCCUGUAUUAUUUGUUUUUUGCACUUGUUGGGAAGUAUGUAAACAAAUAUGCAGAGAAACAUGCCAGAGUUGAGGAAAUGCUGUUUUAAUCAUACAUUAUUCUUUUUCUCUCAUAUAUAGCUUUAAUUGUAUUUUUGCAAUGUGAGGCACUUUAGUUUUUUUCUGAUAAGUUUAAAGUAAAGGAUAUAUUUACUGCCUGAAAAUUAAGAGAACCCUCUCUUAAGAUAAGAAAAUCAAACUUUUCAAAGAUCUUAGAUAAACUGCAUCUGAUUCCUUACAUUUCAAACAUUUUGACUAAGAACUGGCAUCUGAACGAGUAAAGGCCUUUUACGCGGCAGACGAUAUAUGUCAAAGCAGGAACAGCACAGGUCUAAUUAAUAAACUUGAUAUUGGCUUUUUUCCAUUUAUUUUUGACAAUUAGGGCCCCAGUAUUGCACAUGAUUGCUCACGGGUGUUGCUUUUUUGGAAAUAAAAAAACUGAGCCAUUGUUAAUGCUAUUAGUUUAGUAAGUCAUAAUCUCUGUUGCAAAAAAGGCAAAUUUUCCUCAAACUGGGUGUACAAGUACUUUGGAACCUAACUCUUCCAUUAAAGCUACUUGUGAUUUCCAAAUGAUGUAGUUUCCCUUGAUUUGUCAAAAUGUUGCAUGCCUUGUUGAUGCAGAAUAGAUUUGCUACACACAAAGUUAGCCAAAUGAACUCAUUACUUUUGUAAAAUAAGAAUGUACAGUUGUCUGUAGUAGUUUUUGUAAGGUAUUGCUUAC
Molecule: messenger RNA, 4047 nt
Organism: Siniperca chuatsi (mandarin fish)
Lineage: Eukaryota; Metazoa; Chordata; Actinopteri; Centrarchiformes; Sinipercidae
Product: atrial natriuretic peptide receptor 2-like
Exons: 23
Coding region: 415-2931 (838 amino acids)
Biological process (GO): receptor guanylyl cyclase signaling pathway; cGMP biosynthetic process; protein phosphorylation
Molecular function (GO): ATP binding; peptide receptor activity; protein kinase activity
Source: RefSeq, a predicted model, not a curated record